Messenger RNA from Bicyclus anynana (squinting bush brown), 5537 nucleotides. RefSeq names its product titin. The transcript has 21 exons. The record is from RefSeq and is a predicted model, not a curated record. The coding region runs from base 199 to 4875 and encodes 1558 amino acids. Lineage: Eukaryota; Metazoa; Arthropoda; Insecta; Lepidoptera; Nymphalidae.
AAUCAAACAAAUUGCAAUUUGCAAACAAAACGUUGAAUUUUAAUUUAAAACAAAUUUUGUUACAUGAAACAUUGAACAAUGACAAAAACAUAAAUCCUAAUUAAUGUAGUAAAAGAAAACGUAUGCGUUAUGUUAAAACAGUGGAUGUAAAUGUUGCGAAGGUUAUUUGAUUAAAUCAAAAGCACUGCUCAUAAAACCAUGGAUCCCGGUGAAGGAUCCAGUAAAAAGGAUCCUGCUAGAAAGGACUCGGAGUCAUCACCUUCGAGCAAACCUAUAGUAUUGACAGGUAAAAUCAAAAAGUUUUCAAAGCUGACACCACCAUUUAAGCCCGUUGACAAGAAGAGAGUAUGUGCUUUCUCGAUACAGAAGAAGACUCCCAUCAGUCCCAUAGUUGCACCAAAGGCAAUACCUAGCAGUAAUGCAACACCAGUGAUUAUCGGUAAACUGUCUGGUGUGAAGGUGGCACCGAAACCCGAGCCAGACCCUGAACUGAAGAGACUAAAACCACCUAAACCUGGUAGUACAAGGAAAUCAUUUCAAGAUUCGUACAUAGAACUACAGAAGCGUACUCUCUCUGAGAUAGAAGACAUCAAACGAAAGAUGGAGUUGGUAGAGCUUGGUAUACCACUUGGCCUGAUUUGCCCUACGUCCACCAGCGAAACGGCCAUGCCAACUAAGGCUAUGCCACCUAUAAAAUCAUUCCUUGAUCCAACUAAAGUUGACGAAUUGAUCCGUGAAGCAAAAAAAGCUAAAGAGGAGGGAAGAAAAUACAAAUUCGACUAUCAAAAGUUGUUACCCGGUUACGAUAAUCCUUUCCAAAAGAAAAAAGAUGAAUUAGAAAGGAAUGAAAAAGAACGCAGAUCAGGUAGACGGAAAAGCGAAUCCGAAAGAGAUAGGGAAAGAGAGAAAGAUAGAAGGAGGUCAGACAAACAUAAAAGGAGUGAUCACAAAAAGGAUUCAAAACACAAAGAUAAGAGCAAAGAAAGAAAACAUGAGGAGCCUCAACGAGACAAUACUGAAGAAAAAGAAACAGACGUUAACCUCAACGAUUAUUUAGUCUGUGACAGUUGGUCAUUGGAAAACGAUGAUAAAAACAGCACAUCUAGUCCUAAAGUUCCAGACAAACCGCCCAAUCCUGCACCAGCGUCGACCCCAUCGGUCACAGAACACAAAAACAACGAUACAUCAAUAACUGUAGAUAGGGUAGAAAGUCCCAAAAAUGUACCAGCGAAAUUAGAAAAGCUACAACCUGUUAUAGAUUCGUUUAAAUAUGAAAUAGACGAUGAUGAAAUUUUGGACAUAUUCGACGAAAAUUGCGGACUAGACCGAUACGCCCAGCAAACUAAGGCAAAGAAAAGAUCUUUUUACGACUCACCUGACAAAAGUGUUGUAGAUUAUGACCAAGAUAAUACUAAAGAUUCAUCUAUGGACGGAUUGAAUGAGGAUACCUUUUUGGAAUCUGUGAUCAAUGAAAUUAAGCAAGAGACUUUAAGCGACGAAACAAGCCAAGAUAGAGCAUUAGUAGAGUAUGAGAUGUCACCAAAUAGAGAAGAGAGUCCAGCUAGUAGGAGAUCUUCUGUAACCCCUGAACUGGAUGACAAAGUUAUGAAUAGUCAGAGAAGCAACUAUUCAGAAGGAGGGUACAGAUCAUCUGAUAGCUACAAAAGUAUAGACACAAUGGAGAGUGGAUAUAAAUCUGUGGAAAGCUUUAGGUUGUCUGUGGAAAAGGAGUUGGAUGAAGUUUUGGAGAGAAAAAUGUCUAAAUCAACGGUAGACUCGUUGGAGACUUGGAGUUUCGUGUUGAAGAUCUGUCAGCCAUUGUUGUUUAGGCACGAUAAAAAGAAAUGCUACAAAGAAACCCGCAUGAACCCCAAGCUGUGGUAUGCGGCGAACCCCAAGUCUUGCGACUGUGUCAAGGACCGCAGCGUUGUCUAUGAGGAACUGGAAAUGUGCAAGAUGGCGCUCGUCGACCGAGUCUACGGAUGCGAUCAAAUCCCAGACGCGCCGUUCCCAAAAGCUCGCAAGUGGUAUCCCCAGAACAGCUUGGUCUCCAUGGAGAGUACGCCGCUGCCUCUGACCAACGAAUGGGAGGCCGAAGACAGUCAGAUGGCCGAAAGGAGGGACAUUGACUCGGCGUGCACCACGCCGCAGAGGAACGACGAGAUGUCAUUGGAUAGGGAGUAUCAAAGGUUUAUGGAAGCAGUGUGGCCAGAUGUAAUAGAAUCCAAGAAAGAAACUUCCAGAAGCACUACACCCGUGCGCCAGGAGUCGAGGAAGAAGAAGAAAGAAGAAAGCGAGAAGGAAGCAGAAGAGAAGAAGCCUAAAAAGAUAAAACUCAGUAGCGAGGGAUGGAGUCAGGAAUCUGAUAUGGAGGAGGAAGACAAAAGUAAAAAACAAAAAAAUCUAAAAGAGAAGUCCAAAUCACGAAAGAGAAAGCAUUCCACGUCGACUCUAUCUUCAGUAUCAGAGACAGAUGAAGAGGCGAGGAGGAGGAAACUUCUUAAAAAGAAGGCAAUCAAGAAAGCUAAAUCAAAAUCAGCGAAGCGGCGUCGUAUGGGACGGAAACUCUUGAAGAAACUAAAGGAGAAGCAAAAGAAGAGAAACAAAGUGAAGAACAUAGAAGAAGAGGAAAAGAAAAAAGAAAAGAAAGCUAAAAAGAAGAAACAGCUGAAGCUAAAGAAGAAGGAAGCAAAGAAGAAGAAACACAAAGCACAAUCGAGUUCUUCGAGUUCUUCUAGCAGCGACAGUAGCGAUACCGAAUCAGGAGGAGAUAGGAAAUCCAAGAAGGCGAAGAAGAAGGCAAUAGAAGAGAAGAAGAAGGCGAAGAAGAUGAGGCAAUCAAGUUCGGACUCAGCGCAGAGUUUCGAAGAAGAAUUAUUUGACGUCAAUAUACUAAACAACAUUAAAACUGAAAGGUUAACGGACGAUGAAAAAGCUGGACACAAAAUGAUGGAAUUCUCACCCCGGCGUCAGAAGCCGAGGGAGAUCAUCGAUGUCAAGGAGUUGCAGAAUGAUUUCGUCGAGAACGUUCACAUUAAGCAAGAAGUAGAAGAGACACCCAGACCCGAGGAGUUGCCUGAGGAAGUUGAGAAGGCGCAAGAGCCCAAGGUUGCUUUUGAAGAAGAUUCUGUGUCCAAAACAGAUGUCGCGAACAUCGAUUUGCCUAAACCGUCACCACAAACAGUGGAAUCGCCUCAAGACGUGCCGCCAUCCGUACCGUCCGUACCUUCCGUACCGCCGUCCGUACCAUCCGUACCAUCUGUACCGUCAUCCGCACUCUCCGUACCGGACGAGUCCAACACGUCUCAAGCAUCUUCGCAGGAGUCCGUUGGCAGUAUUAGCUUGAAGGAUGCGCCAAUCUUUUACGAAAAGGACGAAAGCCACCUCCGGCCGUCAUCACAGAACUCCAACUACAGUUUCAAUGACGUCAUCAGCGCGAGCCAAAACAGCCUCUAUCAGAAGGGCCUAGAGUCCUCUUCAGCUAAUCAAAUUUCUCUAUACGACAAAGAGGUCGAUAUAAAAGUCGAGCCAAGUCUGUAUCCCAACGAAAUCGGAUCACUCUCUGGUGAUUACAAAUCGACCAAUCAGAGUGAUUAUGCUAAGAUUUCAGCCAAUCAGAGUGAUUAUGCCAAGAUUUCAGCCAAUCAGAGUGAUUAUGCCAAAAUUUCAACCAAUCAAAUCGAUUACAAUAAGCUGUCAGCCAAUCACAGUGAUUAUAGUAAAGUACCAGCCGGUCAUGAUUACAGCAAGAGAAUAGAAGUGGCUACAAGCGAUAUUGGUCUUUAUGAUAAGGGAAUAGAUGCUGAAACUGAGUGCGAAGACAAGUAUGCAGAGAGUUAUGAGGCGGCGAACUAUGAGAUGUACGAACAGAUGGCUAUGGCGUAUCAGAGUGAUGUUGCUAGCCAGCAGCGGUCGAGCGGCUCGGCGGACGGCUCGGCGAGCGGCGCGGCGAGCGAGUCGCGGCGCAUCGAGACGGUGGUGGGCGCGCGCGCGCACGGGGAGAUCAAGUGCGACUGGCGCGCGAGCGACGCGCCCACCACGCCGCGACGUGCGCAGCGACCGUCGCGGUGGGGUCUGAAGCCGGGCGAGGUGAACAUCGUGUUGACGGGCGACGGCAGCCAGUUCCAGUCGGAGGAGCCGGUGUACCGCAUCCAGAGCCUCGCCAACCGCACCGACGUCGCCACCGGAUACGACGAAGCAUACAUGGAUAUGUACGGCGCCGCCGACCGCCUCCAGUACGGGGACUGUUUCGGGGAUGAAACGGACUUGCACGCCGAUAUCCCCAUCCCCGACGACCAUCCCCUCCUGCCCGCCUUCACCCCCGUCCCUGGUAACGUUCAGCACAUAUCCCCCAAUAUUGUACCCAUUGCAGAGACCCCCGUGAAGAAAGAGAGCCUCACCUCUCUGGACGUUAGAAUCAACAAGGUUUUGCAGGAAACAGUACUCGGCGGGAUAGCAAACGAAAUAGACAGCGACAGCGAGACGGCUGACAAAGGCAAAUCUGCAACGGCGGCGGGUCGCGCCAUGAAACGAGUCAGCUUCGCGGAUGGAUACAAGCCGGGACAGGACUCUGACGUGGAGGAGCCGCCUGUCAAAAAGCGCAAGCGGGCGCGCCGCACGGGCUGCGCGUGGCCCUGCCCCGCCACGCACCCCGACCACGUGCCGCUGUGGGACGCGCUGCCCCCGCCGCCGCCGCCGCCCGGCUCGCCCCCGCCCCGCGCGCCCCCGCCCCGCGCGCCGCCGCACGCGCACCUGCUGCGCGCGCACCGCGCCGCGCCGCUGCUGCCAACGCCGCUCGGCAAGUUCGACCCAACCCUUCCGCUGGCCGGUUUCAUGCCCCCAGAGCCGCCGCCCGGUCUCAUCGCCUUGCAGUAGAGUUAAGUGUUACUUAUUUUCUAUUUUCGGAAGACGGAUUGCCUUUAUAUGUAGUACGAUACCAACUUUAUGAAGGGACAUAGUGCGUCAAACUGCGCUAUACAAAAUUUUAGGUAUCAGCGGUACGUUAGAGCGCGGCGGGCAUAACCCUGCACGCGACUCCAAUCCAUCCGCGUCUUGUGUUAGCGUACUUUAUUCACAUGAUAGCAUAUGUUGUGGAUAAAUUAUCUGGGCUAUCACGGCCAGUAACCCCUCUGCUUCCGAUUCCGGAGGGUGUGGGUUCGAUUCCGGUCCGGGGCGUGCACCUCCAACUUUUCAGUUGUGUGCAUUUUAAGAAAUUAAAUAUCACGUGUCUCACGGUGAAGGAAAACAUCGUGAGGUAACCUGCAUACACUCUGGUAUGCAGGUUUCCUCACGAUAUUUAAUUUCAUAAAAUGCACACAAAGUUGGAGGUGCAUGCCCCGGACCGGAUUCGAACCCACACCCUCCGGAAUCGGAGGCAGAGGUCAUAUCCACUGGACUAUCCCGGCAUGCGUUAUUACUGUAAACUUAUUACGUACUAGGUUGAUAGGAAUUCCGUCUUCCGCAAGUAGAACUAUACUUUAUAUAUUGACUUAUAUUGUAAUUCUGAUUAAUUGUAAAUAAAUUCUUUAAUAUUUAGA